CUGGAGGUCUGUAGACUCCUCAUUGAUUCAGGAUGUAAGAUCGACAUCACAACAAGAGAUGGAUACACAGCUUUACAUUGGGCUGCUAGGAAGGGAUAUCUACAGAUCACAAGAUGUCUGGUAGAACAAGGAGGUGCAAGUCCCUUGGUUACAACACAUAAGGGUCAGACUCCAUAUGAUGUAGCAGCAGCAGAACAAAGUAGGCAAUAUAAAGAAGUGAUGGAAUACUUACAGACUGUCAUGUCAGAGAAAUCUUCAGAUGUUAGUGCUAAACUAAGGAUAGAAGAUGAAAUGGUUCCAACUGAAAUAAAACUAAUGGCUGACAAAAGAUCUAUUGAUUUGUACCUCAAAUUACUUGAGUCAGGCUCUGAGAAAAAGAGAGACAUACGUUUAGUAGUUGUUGGGAAGAAAGGUGCUGGGAAGACAUCAUUGAUUAGACGAUUGUUUGGUGAAGACAUUACAGAUGUUACCAGUACAAAUGGAAUCGAAAUUCACAAAAUAAAAUGCAAAGCAAUGUCUGAUGAUGGCAUAUGGAAUAAAUUAGAUGGAACCAAUGGAGAAACUGAAAUUCAUGCAAGACUCUUGAAACCAUUCAAAGGAACAAUUGAAGCAUCAGCAGAAGGAGCCCAUAAAGCUGUGAAGGAAAACACACCAUCAACAAGUUUUGAUGAAUCAGAGACAGUAACCCAGCAGCCUAAAAUAAUGUUACCUUCAGUUACCACUGAAUCUGAAGUUGAACCUCCAGUAACCACUGAAUCUCAAGUUGAACCUCCAGUAAUCUUGCAGCAACGAAACCAAGCAUUAGAACAAGCAAAAAUGGAAAUUGAAGCCAUGCUUAAAUCUAAUGUUGAUUUACAUGACAAAGAGGAGUAUGCCACAUUAUUGUUAUGGGAUUUUGCAGGAGAUGAAGAAUUUUACCACACACAUCAAACUUUUUUAUCACAAGAUGCGAUUUAUCUUGUCGUAACAAAACUCAAUGAGGCUGACGACAAAAAAGCAAAAGAGAUGUUUCAGUUGUGGAUGAACUCAAUACAUUGCUACUGUAGUACCACUGAAGUGAUUGGAAGUAUUGAAGAGAAGAAUAAGUGUCUUUAUCCACCAGUGGUUCUUGUUGGUACACAUAAAGACAAAGUUGAGGCUUCUGAGGAAGUGAAGAUUGAGGAUGCAUGUAGAGAUUGCCUUGAUAAAUAUGCUGAGGAUGUUUCAGCUGUUGCACGAAGACACAUUAGUGAUAAGUACGAGUACUUUAUUUCAAACACAGAAGAUAAUCCAAGUGUAUUCCAGCUAAUACGACAAAAUCUCUUAAACUUAGCCACAACAAUGAGAACAUGGAAUAUAGACUAUCCUAUUAAAUUUAUUCAGUUGGAAAAAUGUCUACGAGAGAAAAAGAAGGAGUUACCAAUUAUUUCCUUUAAUGAAAUUAAGCAAAUAUCUACUGAAAUACCAAAACCAUUAAAUCAUGAAGAACUUAUGUUAUAUUUAAAAUUUCAUCAUGAACUCAGAGCUUUGGUUUAUUUUGAGGAUCUUCCAGAUUAUAUCAUUUUAGAUACUCAAUGGUUGUCUGAUGCUUUUAAAUGUAUAAUAACAGCAAGGAAAUUUCAAUCAGGUGCCAGACGGCAUCUUUUAACGGAUGAAUGGAAUGAUUUAAAUAUUAAAGGAAUAUUACAUAGUGUGGUUUUGGAACAUAUAUUAGAAACAAAUAAGAAAAUCUUUAAAUUUGAGGAAAAGCAAAAUUUGUUUCAACAUAAAGAUCAUAUACUGAACGUGAUGGAGAAAUUUGAUAUUAUAAUACGUCCAACCAUAUCAGACAGAGAUGCCGCUGAUACAAAAACUUGCUAUUACAUACCGUGCAUGGUUAAAGAGGUUCUGGACUGUCCUAUAAAUGAACAAUUUAAUGUGACAGAAAAAAACUGUACAAAAUCCACUUGGCUAUGUUUCAAAUUUAAAUUUCUACCAGGACAUUUAAUGAAUCAUUUGAUUGCUUCACUGAGCCGGAAAUACGAAAUUGCAGAAGUACCUGUCCGAGGACAAACAAAACGACCAAUAGCUCUUUUCAGAGGAACUGUCGUCUUUAAGUUACAGAAGACUUCAAAAUUACUUGUGAUGACAUAUCAAAAUGUUAUUCAGAUUCAGGUUUGGGAUUUUGGGAAACAUGGUAACAUUGAAAGAUGUUUUUUCAAGAACAUUAAUGAUUUUGUCACAGAAGAAAUAAACACUAUAAUAAGUAAACGAUUCAAAAUGACGACUGUAAAAUUUGACAAAAUGUUGGGAUGCAGCCUUGCAGAACCAGACUGUGUAACAGGAUUUUAUGAGCAGGAUGCAGAUUAUUUUUGUGAGAUGUGUACAGAAACACAUAUCAAUGAAUGGUCUGAUCAUGCACCUAUAAAGCUGACAGAGAAAUCUGAAAAAAAUCAACAUGUUCCGGGAUCUUAUUCUUGCAUAGAAAACAACAGGCAAAUCCAAACUACACCCACAAAGGUGCAUUUAUGUUUUAAAACUGGUAAGAGAGAUCAUUCAAAUGUUUCUGAAGAGCCACCAAGUAAACGCAGUUUGAGAGAGUUUACCAAAGAAGAGAUCAAUUUUACAAAGAUGGGAAUAAUUGUGCUGAACAUUCUUGCUGAUGUUUCAUAUGACCUUCUAAAACCAGAUAAACCAAAUCUACGUCCGAGGAGCGAUUACGAUAUAUCACACUUAUACCAGGAACACUUUAAACUUAACAAACAUAUUCCAACUAAUCGAUGGGGAGGGAAUUGGCAAACCAUUAAGGGUACAGACAUAGCUAUUGGUGAUGAUAUUGAGCGCAUAAGACUUACAAGGAAUGAACUACAACACUCAACGGCAGCUGAGCUUGGUGAUACACGUUUUAAUGAGUUGUGUAACAUAUUAACUGAACUCUUAAAACGGUUUGACCACUAUAACAAACCACAAAAGCUGUAUACAGAUGAGCUAAAUGAUAUUUUGGCUAAAACUAUUACAGAUGAAGAUGUGAAAUCAGUUAAAAAUGAUUUUCUGGAAAUGACUGUUGAGGUCGAAAUAGAACAACAAUUUAAUGUUCCAAUGCAUUAGAGAAAUACAGUUGUUCUCAUCAUUUGUAUGGCAAACAGUUAUUUUUUGCGAUGAGAAAUACACAGAUUACCAUAGAAACAGAUUUGCAGAAGACCAAUCCCUUGUGGAUAGAAGGCGAUCAUCUUUAUAUCUAAUAAUGUUAAUUGCAAUAUAAUGCUGCCGAUAAAAAUCAGACAAUCAUGUAUAGUAACUUUACCUUAUUAUACUUGCCACAGGGUUUGUUCUUACAUGAGCAACAGGACAUGUGCCACUAGUGGAGUAGGAUCUGCUUACCCUAUUGGAGCACCUGAGAUCAUCCAAAGUUUUGGUGGGGUUCUUGUUGCUCAGUCUUCAGUUUUCUAUGUUGCGUUUUGUUUACUGUUGUUUGUCUGGUUACACUCCAUUAUUCCGACAACCCAUUAGUCCGACAGCCCAUUAGUCCGACAGCCCAUUAGUCCGACAGCUCAGUGGUACAACGGCCGAUUGUUCCGACAGCCAAUUGGUCCGACAACCCAUUAGUCCGAAAACCCUUGAUCCGACAGCCUAUUAAUCCGACAACCCAUUAGUCCAUCACUUAGAAAUAAUCAAUGCGCGGUAUCAGGGUAAAAGAAAAUAUGUCUGUCAGUAUUAUAACGUAUAUGUUAUUACAUAUCAUUUACAGAAAUAAUUCCAUAUAUAUAUAGAUCUAUGUACCUGUUCGAAUACUUUUUAUAUACCUAAUUUAAAUUUGUGUAUAGAGGUCUAUUAUUCAAUUUCGUGCCUUUUCGUAUAUACAGAAAUCGUUUGAAUAUUUACAGAAUUCGAAAAACGAAUAUACAGAACUAUUUCCGUUUGGAUAGACUUGUAUACGGAAUUAUGACAUAACAUUCUUUGCAGACGCAAAUACAAGACUAUGCAGAAUUCUAAUUACAUAUAUAUCUAAACAUAUAUAUGAAUAAUUCUAAUAACGUUAUACAGGGAAUUAUUUAUACAGAUGUUCGUCAAACUAUUUUCUACAAGUUAGGCAAGGUCAGAAUGUGAUUCUAUUCUGUAUAUUUGAUAUUGUGUAACUCCAAUGAUAUACGGCCAAAUAUGACCCGACACCUUAGACAUUAGGUGGGUGUUAUCUGACCCGACACCUUAGACAUUAGGUGGGUGUUAUCUGAUCCGACACCUUAGACAUUAGGUGGGUGUUAUCUGACCCGACACCUUAGACAUUAGGUGGGAGUUUUGUCUUUGUCUUACUUUGCCAUGACAUUGUCAGUCUUUGACUUAUGAGUUUGAAUAUCCAUUUGGUCUCGCCUCUCUUUUAUAAAGAAAUUGUCAAGAUAAAAAAAAAUGGACUAAAGAGGAAAUAUUGUAAUAGAAGUUUGGUCUGUUAUAGUAAAUAAACUCAUCAUAGAUA
Molecule: messenger RNA, 4429 nt
Organism: Mytilus trossulus (common blue mussel)
Lineage: Eukaryota; Metazoa; Mollusca; Bivalvia; Mytilida; Mytilidae
Exons: 12
Coding region: 220-3066 (948 amino acids)
Molecular function (GO): GTPase activity; GTP binding
Source: RefSeq, a predicted model, not a curated record